AUGCAUUUUUCCUCCGCCGCAGCUCUCGUUGCCCUCUCCUCGGUCGGCCUCACAUAUGCUGCGCCAUUCGCCAAUCCCCAGGAAGAGAUCGUUCGCCGCAAAGUCACUUACCAAGUGGUCAAUGUCGAUGGAGACCCGGCCAGCUCUGCUGCUCCAGAAAUUGAGACCGUGACCGAAACCGUCAAUUCCUUCACCACGGUAGUGGGCCCCGCUAUUUCACCUCUGACCGUGACCGUCACUGCUCCCAGCAGCACUCCGACCCCAAGCUCGACUCCCCACUCUCAUGUCGCCCCUCCCCCUGGCGCUUCUUUCUUCCCUGCCCCCAGUUCUGGCUCGGGCUUUUUCCGCCGUGGCUUGAUGGCCGCUGGUCAUCCUCUUCAGUUCGCUCGCGGCUAUGAGUCCUCGGCCGCUAGUGUCACUGCGACCCCUCUCGCUGCUCGUGGCUGGUACCCUUCGUCGGUCGCGACUCCCACUUCCAGCUCCACCAGCACUCCUGGCAUCAUUGUUCGUCAAUUCGGUGUCUGGAGCUCGUCUGCAGUUGCUUCUUCUUCGUCGGUUGCUACGUCUUCUGCUUCUUUGGUUGCGCGCCAGUUUGGUGGCUGGGCUUCCUCUUCUAUCGCUUUUCCUUCCGCAAGCGUAAGCUCUAACUCUUUGGCUGCUCGUCAACUUGGCAGCUGGGGCUCUAGCGGUUCUCUGUCUGCCACUCCCAGCUCGACUACGCCUGUCUCUGCUACUCCCUUUAUCGCUCGGGACUUCCACAACCACUACUACCCCAGCGUUUCCAGCUCGGCCGCUCCCAGCUCGAGCUUCACUCCUUUCCCUUCUGCCAAUGCUCUGCUUUAA
Molecule: messenger RNA, 843 nt
Organism: Penicillium brasilianum
Lineage: Eukaryota; Fungi; Ascomycota; Eurotiomycetes; Eurotiales; Aspergillaceae
Source: the annotation of a GenBank genome assembly